GUUCAACAUUACAAUGUUUGAAAGGUGGAGGCUGACAGCGAGGUCAAACGUGUGACGGUGUGUGCGUGCGCGUGCGACCGCGCGCGCGUGAAGAGAGGGAGCUUUUGAUUUGUCACUUCUUGAUCACAUGACCGUACAUCCGCUCCGUCCGUCUGCUAUGGCAACGGACUUUGAAAAGUUUGUCUUGAAUGGCUUCAGUGAGGAAGAAGAGGCUUUCCUCCGCCGCAGUGCGGGCCACGUCUCUCAGGUGUACCGUACACCUGCACAUCCGGGCAGUUAAGUGCAUCGUUACGCUGCGCCUUUUGUCGCAAAUGCCGCACAUCCGACGCAACGUCAGUUAACGCGAGCUAGCUAGCGAGCUCACGCUCCCCUCCGUCCUUAGUGAUCCGCGAGUAACGGUAGCUGAUGACGUAACGUUGAGCUAAGGAUUGUGACUCAAAUGUUACGUUUUGUAAUGGCUCUGACGUUAUAUAUGACUAAACGCUAAAACAUUACACGUCACAUGUCCAGGAGUGCUCCUGACUAAGAACUGCGACGUGUACCUCCGUGUGUGUGUCAUGGGCCAGUACCGGAAGACCCCCCCUCUGCCUCCUGUGUUCCCUUUACGCUUCAACCAUAACAUGUGUUUCGUCAAGACUUUCCUUGGCGUCGUUGACCCUGCUGAUGUAGCCGACCUCCUGCGAGCUGACACAACAUCUUUUGAGCUGAUUCAGUUGGUGCCUCCAGAGGGUGACGUCCUAGCCACAAUGAAGGACAGCAGCAGAGAUUUCCUGUACCCUGGUCCCAGACUGAGUCCUGGAGAAGGAGCUGCAGAGAGAGAGAUACUGAUGAAAAGAACAUCCUCCUUCCCUGGAAUCUCUCCCAAAGUGGAGUUUGCCACGACAUCAGUCAUAGAAGAGAUUGGGAGGAGUGACAGCUUGCCUGCCUCACCUACCUGCCGUCUUUCUCCAGCGAGACCGUCUUUGGCCCCGGACAGACGGGCUUCUUCGCCGUCCCACGUGAAUUUUCCCAAAACGGACGACGCAAUCCGUGUUUCACGGAAGGGCGGGAAGAAAAAGCCCAAAGUUGGGGCUAAACUUGCAAACUCUGCACCUUCCUCGUCAUCCAGACCCUCCCCCUCUGCAUCCACAUCUGGCCACAGUCCCCCGAAAGACGAGAGGGGGAGACGACCAGGCGCGUCUGUGAGCCUCGGCUACCACCAGCCCACGGCGUCCUCGAGGACACGCGCCUUGUCCCCUUACACCCACCGCAAGAUGUGCCAGCUCUCGGAGGACGCCGGGCAGCGGCUCGGCCACCUGCAGCUGGGGCCGCACCGCUUCAGGAAGGAGACCGAGGGCCGGCCGCCCUUCUCGGUCCCUCGCUGCAGUAGUGCGUCUGUGGGUGGAACGCCUUUCUCUGCUCCACGCAGUGGUAGCAUCCAUCAGCACUCAUUCAACCUUGCAGCCUACCUCACAGAUUCUUCUCUACAACGGUGUUACAAACCAAGCGCAGCCACACCCCGGGACCUCUCGCAGGCAGCGUCGGGUUCUGUGACGGCCCGGUGGUCUCCGGAGACACCGUCCAGAAGCCCUGUGAGGGCUGCUGCCUCAGCUCGGUCCACACUGACCACGGGCAACUCCAGAAAGCCUCUGAAUCUGGGAUGUACCCUCAGAGAAAGGCUCCAGAACAGUCGGCCAGGUCCAUCCUACUGCCAGCAGAUCCACAGCAGAGUUCAGAGGAUCCUGCAGACACACAAAAUCUCCGGGGACGCCCUGGACCUUUAACGUCCCCACGUGCUGCUUCUUAACUUAAUGCAUCAGUCUGAGAAACAACCUUCCUCUCGCACACGUUGAUCCCUUGAUUUUAUACAAAAUGCAGAUCUUCCCGAGCAAUCACUGUUUUGUGUUUCUCUUAAAAGGAAGUGAAUUUGCAGGAUGGGAAGAGCUCCAUUACGCAGACGCAUAAUAGCACUCUACCAGCUGUUUUUUUUAUAAUUCAAAUGGAGACAUCUUAUUUAAGCCGUGAAAGCUUGAGUAGCCACAAGUUGGCAACAUGGUGGAUGGAAGCUGCAGCUGUUGAGGGCUCGUCUCUCGUAACACAAAAGGAGUAAGAAAGUAGCCGAGAGGGACAAAAGUAAUUAGGAAGAUCCACAAUGCACAUUUGUCUUCAACAUCGAGACAGUAUGUUUGCAACACUUUUGUGUGACAGUUUCAUUCAACCACAGGAGCUGAGUUACAUCUUCUGUGCUGCUUUUGCACCUGAAGAUUUCUGAAGCACUGAAUAUAGACACGGUUUUCUGCGGGAAGGAAUACAGUGAAUCAUCCUCCUUGAUGCAAUGAGUACAUUAAGUUAGUCUGCAGCCAGGAUCUAAUCAGUAUUCUUUUCUAAAUCAUUUAACCUCAUAUUCAGGGCGCAGUCCAGUUUGAAAUGUGCUAAACUAAUGACAAAUGCUACCGUGGGUCCAACAAUCAUUGCAAAGAAUUUUUGAUGUUUAUAACCUAAACAUUUGGAUUUGAUAUUCACCUAAUGAUUCAAUGUUAUUUAACCAAACAAGAAAU
Pungitius pungitius (ninespine stickleback) is the source of this 2537-nucleotide messenger RNA. It is a transcript of the gene spata6, whose product is annotated as spermatogenesis associated 6. Lineage: Eukaryota; Metazoa; Chordata; Actinopteri; Perciformes; Gasterosteidae. The coding region runs from base 558 to 1763 and encodes 401 amino acids. The record is from RefSeq and is a predicted model, not a curated record. Gene Ontology annotation, molecular function: myosin light chain binding. Gene Ontology annotation, biological process: spermatogenesis. The transcript has 11 exons.